Molecule: messenger RNA, 2529 nt
Organism: Micropterus salmoides (largemouth bass)
Lineage: Eukaryota; Metazoa; Chordata; Actinopteri; Centrarchiformes; Centrarchidae
Gene: ppp1r3b
Product: protein phosphatase 1, regulatory subunit 3B
Exons: 2
Coding region: 940-1782 (280 amino acids)
Biological process (GO): regulation of glycogen biosynthetic process
Cellular component (GO): protein phosphatase type 1 complex
Molecular function (GO): protein phosphatase 1 binding; glycogen binding
Source: RefSeq, a predicted model, not a curated record
AAGUAGGUUUGAGAAUUGAAAAUGAAAUAAGUCACGUGUUUGUUUAGAAUUAUUAGUAGAAAUCAAAGUUGAAAUGAGAUAGUUUGUUGUUGCUGAAAGUGAUUUUUUUUUAUCCGUAUUUCAUAAUUUAGAGUUACUAAAUCAAAAUUAGCCGAUGGCAUUAUAAGUAAAAAUGUAAUAAUUCUGGACCUUAUUUUCCCAUGUGACGAAAUGGGGCAACAUUUUUUGAAACUGGUCCAGUGUUGAGCGAGUGUGCUGAUAUAAAGUGAGUCCACUAAAGGGUUUGUUUUGUUCUUAUCAGCAUUAUAGAAAGGAUCUCUGCCGAGAGAGACCUUCUUUUAAAGACUGAGAUCCUUUUUGUUUAACCAGGAGCAGUUGCUGUGUCGCUCUGUUCAACGCCACCAGACUCCAUUCAUAAAAGCAGCAAUUGUUUGAAAGAUACAAAAGUUCCACUUUAAAUCAGACUCAAAUUAAUGUAAUUGAUUAAUUGAUUUUCUAUCUCAGAAUUCGGGGUGAAAAUAAGACACGUGAUCGGGCUGGAAAGCUUCUUUUGACUCAAACACUGAGGACACAUGUCCCCCGCAGCGGAGGGGGGUUGACUCCCCAGGGGGUUCAUCCAUAGGGUUCACCUCGGACACGACGACGCUGCGUGCCCCACGUCGAUCACUCCCUCACGGCUCUCUCUGAUUGGCUGCGUCCAAGUGUUCACGUGAACCGUUUGUGGGCCUUUAAGGUCCACAGAGGCCACGCGCGGAUUAUGUGCAACAGUUUUCUGGGGGGAUGAGAGGAGAGGAGCGCGCGGCCACGGCUGUCAGAACAAAGCUUGGAUGCGUCACGGUGGAUCCGCCGCGAGCGUUGUAGAACCGCUGCGUCACGUCGAAGGUUGCUGCUCCAGGUGUCUCUGCGCCAGCGUCCUCUGCUGUUCCCUCCUGACUCACCAUGCCGAUCGACAUGGCGUUGCCUCUGUUCCUGUCCAAAGAGGAGUUUGUCUACAGGACGUCUCCCAAAGCACGCAAACCCGCUCUGAGCUCCUGCCUGAGGUUCCAGCACUCGCACCGCGUGGAUCAGACGGAGGCCGAGGACGCGAGGCCGUCCAUGAAGGACUCGGGAAAAGCCAAGAAGCAGGUGACGUUCGCCGACCACAGAGGCCUGUCCCUGACCAAGGUGAAGGUCUUCUCCGAGUUCAGCGACCCCAUCGACAUCCCCCUGAACAUCCAGGACAUGCUCAGCUCCGCGCUCUCUCUGAGGGCUGAGGAGGACAGUCUGGUGCUGGACUUCGCUCAGCCCUCCUCGGACUACCUGCGCUUUCGGCAGACCCUGGAGAGGAACUACGUCAGCCUGGAGCACUGCGUGCUGAAGGAGAAGGUCUUGGCGGGAACCGUCAAGGUCAAAAACGUGUCCUUCGAGAAGUCCGUGAAGGUGCGCGUCACCUUCGACAGCUGGCGGACCCACGGGGACGUGGACUGUGUGUACAUGAAGGACACGUAUCCCAGCUCCUACAGCGACACCUUCUCCUUCCAGGUGUCUCUGCCGGAGGAGCUGAGGCCUCACGAGCGCGUCGAGUUCGCCGUCUGUUACGAGGUGGAGGGACGCGAGUACUGGGACAGCAACCAGGGGGACAACUACGGCAUCGUCCGGUCCUCCAUGAAGAGGGACCGCCACCUGGACUCCUUUCACUCUGAGAUUCACUUUGAGCGUUACGGCAGCCCCACCUGUUCUCACGGGCUCUUCCCUGACUGGCCGAGUUACGCGGGAUACGAGAACCUCGGGCCGUACUACUGAACAGGAAGUCAGGAAGCAGGCGUGUUCUGGGGGGGGUCUUUUUUUUUUUUUUUUUUUUAAACCUUGAGCUUCUGAUUAAAAGUCGUGUUGCACGUCACAAACCUGCGGACAUGAACCACAGAUCUGACCUGACUGGUUUUUACUCCGGGUUCCUCACAGAAACCUCUCGGAUCAUCAAACAGUCGCAGAUGAAUUUUCUGCCGAUCGACUCGUGGACACGGGGUUUCAGCCGGGCGCCGCUCGGCCGAUGGUUUAAUAUUUCACAGGAGCUGUUGCUUCAGACGGUUUCUCAACGUGACACAGCUGAAGUUUAUCUACUUUCACAAUAAUGCAGAAACUACACACGGAGUUACACAACGUCACGUACGACAGAUUUUAACUUUGUGUCCGGUUGGAAUAAAAUGUCUAAUUCAUGUAACUUUAAUUAUCCUUUUAAAGAAGCGGACUGGUUUUACUGGUUGGCUGUGUUUGCACAGGAGAACACAGAACGUGCACGUGUUCGUGGUGUUCAGUGAAGCAGUUUGUCACUCAGAGCGUCUCUGUUUGCACGUGCUCAGUGUGUGAGUGGGUAGUUGUGAAGUGAUCAUCAGUGUUAAGUUAAUUUAAGAAAUGCUGCUCAAUAAAGUCAAAUCUUUUAAGUUGUUCUGUCAUUAAAUGUUUAAUUGUGAUGUAAAACCGUCUGCUGUCUGACCAAUGGGUUAAAAAAUAUUAAAAGGACAAUAAAAUUAUAUAUUUUUUAUAACUCGA